CAGGUCUAAAACAAGAUGGAGUCAGUCCGGAGAGGUAGAUCGUCAAACAUCCUUGAAAAACCGCUCAGUAAAGGGCGGAAUGAGAUAAAUGUCAGCACUUUUGGCUUGCUGUUUUCGGAGAUGGUUCAGUAUUGCCAAAACAGAGUUCACACUGUACCGGAACUUCAAACCAAGUUGUCAGAAUUAGGCCAACAAGUUGGUUCCAGAGUGCUUGAUGUGUUGGUGUUGAGAGAGAAAGGAAUGAAAAGGGAAGUGAGAGUACUAAACAUUCUCCUUUUCAUUAAAUCAGUUUUGUGGAAAUCCUUAUUCGGCAAAGAAGCUGAUAAGUUGGAGCAAGCUAAUGAUGAUGACAAAACAUAUUAUAUAAUUGAAAAAGAACCUCUUGUCAAUAAGUUUAUCUCAGUUCCAAAGGACAAAGGAAGCUUGAACUGUGCAUCUUUCAUUGCUGGCAUUGUUGAAGCUGUGUUACAUGGAUGUAAUUUUCCUGCUAAAGUAACUGCACACUGGCACAAAGGAACAACUUUGAUGAUCAAGUUUGAAGAGUCAGUGAUACAGAGAGACAAGUCAAUGGAUGGAAGAUGAGAUAAUUAACUGUAAAUAAUUCAUAACAUCGACAACACUGUGAAAAAAAAAUUGAGUGUUCAGUAGGAAAAGAAUUAAUUAAAGAGGUUAGUUGUGAAAAUAGCCUUUGGUUGUGUCAAUUUGCUUGUCAUCUAUGACACAUUCAUCAGGUGACAGAAAUGUUUAUACCAUAUCUCCUUGAGUAAGCACCUGGAUAUUUGUUUAAACAUUCAGCUCAGUAGAGGUGCUUAUUUGAAGGAGGGCGAUUGCUGUUCUCCAGCACUGAUUCCAUUCUAGUUGAAUCUUAAAGAGUUUUAAAUAA
Molecule: messenger RNA, 883 nt
Organism: Pocillopora verrucosa
Lineage: Eukaryota; Metazoa; Cnidaria; Anthozoa; Scleractinia; Pocilloporidae
Source: RefSeq, a predicted model, not a curated record